This is a messenger RNA of Solea senegalensis (Senegalese sole), 2971 nucleotides long. It is a transcript of the gene rhogd, whose product is annotated as ras homolog gene family, member Gd. NCBI's taxonomy places the organism in Eukaryota, Metazoa, Chordata, Actinopteri, Pleuronectiformes, Soleidae. Gene Ontology annotation, molecular function: GTPase activity; protein kinase binding; GTP binding. The record is from RefSeq and is a predicted model, not a curated record. The transcript has 2 exons. The coding region runs from base 98 to 673 and encodes 191 amino acids. Gene Ontology annotation, biological process: regulation of actin cytoskeleton organization; regulation of cell shape; cortical cytoskeleton organization. Gene Ontology annotation, cellular component: cell cortex; cytoskeleton; plasma membrane.
CGGACAGCUCCCCGGAUGCGGCUGUGAUUGACUAUACCAGGCAAAAAGAGAUCGAAAGCCAAGUGGCGGUGCUGCAGCCCCAGUGGUCGUAGGCAGGAUGCAGACCAUAAAGUGUGUGGUGGUGGGUGACGGGGCAGUGGGUAAAACUUGUCUACUCAUCUCUUAUACCACCAAUGCCUUCCCAGAAGAGUAUAUUCCCACAGUGUUUGACAACUACAGUGCCCAAAUGAGCGUGGAUGGCCGCACUGUCAGCCUCAACUUGUGGGACACGGCAGGCCAAGAGGAGUAUGAUCGCCUGCGCACUCUCUCCUAUCCCCAGACCAAUGUCUUCAUUAUCUGCUUUUCUAUUGGCAGUCCCUCUUCCUAUGCCAAUGUUAGGCACAAAUGGCACCCUGAGGUGUCUCAUCAUUGCCCCAACGUACCCAUCCUUCUUGUAGGCACCAAGAAGGACCUGAGGGGUGAUGCAGAAACGGUGAAGAAGCUGAAGGAGCAGGGCCUCGCCACAACCACUCACCAGCAAGGCAACUCGCUGGCUAAGCAGAUUGGGGCUGUUAAAUACAUGGAGUGUUCUGCUCUGCAGCAGGAUGGUGUCAGGGAGGUGUUUGCUGAUGCUGUGAGGGCAGUGUUGUAUCCAGUUACGAAAAAGAACCCCAAGAAGUGUGUGCUCUUGUAAGAAAUAGUUCCCACUUCUGGACUGUUAAGAGAGAUGAUGGAGAUCCACAGAUGCAAAGGAAAGCUGAGGAAUGGUGGUUGUCAUCUGGCUGCCUGCAUGCCACGACCAGCAGUGCAGACUUUGUUUUCAGCGCCUCUGUUACUGCUCUCUUCCUUAUUCAUCUCUUGGAGGAUUUCUCUCUGUUGCCAUCAUCACCAAAGUGACUAUGCCAAAAUGCGGCAACUCACUGAAUCUCCUUCUAUUUUUCUUACAUUAAACUUUUUAUAUUUACACUUUUUCCAAUUUUACAUCUGUUCUAGAUUUAUAGCUUCUCUGCUUUGCUUUAUAAAAUGCUGAUCAUGGUUGUCACAAGCCAUAAUAACAUCCAAACAAACCAAUCAAGCUGGCCUGUUUGACUGGAGAGAAGAGAUUGAACUAUGUUCAGGUGGAGGAAUAAUGACUACCUCAUAGUCACACUUAAGUUGCAUCUCAUGGGUCUCGAGCAACAUCACCAUCAAAAUGCUUUAACUCGCUGAUUUAAAUGUAAUAAACAAACUAUAGGGUGAGCAAGUUUUAAUUCCAAGCAGUUCGAGUUUAGACGAGGUGUAUGGCUCCUGGAUAAAUGCCAGUACCCCACAAUAUGCACAAAUUAGAGUUGCAGUUUCCUUUGUGCUCGGUCUGGUAUGUCAGAGCUGUCUGUCCGGCUGCUGCUCCGGCCUCUCGCACUGCUCCCUCAUUGCCACAUGUAAGAGCCUGUAAGCCUUUGAUGAUAAACUGCACCAGUAGAAGCAGCCGACCAUUUUUGCUUUUCAGUCACAGAGAAGCAGGUGUAUGAAGGCCUCUGCCAAAUUAAUCCACAAGGGUGCUGGAUCUUACUGGGCUAACAGUCAGGUUGUAGUUCAGCUCUCCUCUGUCUUCGUCCUAACUCUUGAUGCUCACAUGAGUGCCAUGAAAAACAUGCCUAAGAAUCGCUCUUUGACAGGGUGCUGUCAGAGAGACUUUAUUUUGUCUAAUUAUGUUAAAUUUACUCUGUAAAUGUUUUAUUUUCCUCAAAUGUUUUUAACCUACAAGUGUGAUAAUGGCCAAAGUUGAAUAUAUUUUUUGUAAUAGCCUAUGUUUUAUUACUACUCAGAUUUGAUAAACAUCAACAUUUUCAAUUAUGUUUUUGCCUUACAUUUAAGGUUAGCAAACUAUUACCACUGCAUAAUUGAUUUAGUAUAGCAUAUAAUACCAGAAUACCUUUAAACUGGCUUAUACUAGGCUGUAUACUUCUUUUCCUAUAGUGUCUUGGUUAGAUGAAUAUCAUUUCAUCUCGGAAGAAGCAGCAUCUCAGCUGCCUGGUUAACCAUACAACAGCAGUUUAUCUACAAUGUGGAAAGAGCUAAACCAGGGACCAUCCUAGAACCCCGUUGUCAAGCCCAAAGUUGGUCACAUCACUGCUAUAAGUGCCACAAGACCUUUUUAGAUGAAGGUCAAACCAUCUCUGGGUUUCAUUUGUGAAAAAAAAAAAAAUCAGAAACCUUCUGCCUUUGUUCCUAAUUGCGUCACUCUUUGUAAGACACAGGUGCUAAACUGACAUGUUGCUCGGCAAGUGUUUUCGCAUUUUUUGAAAUGGAGUGCUCACGGCCCACAGCCCUUAACAGAUUGUGGUUUGCAUCCCUGCAUUGCAUAGUGCAAUGAGAGCAAAGCGCAAGCACAGCUUGCAAACUUGUUAAGUAAGAGCUGUGUCAGUGAUAAGUGCCUUGUGUGAUUUUUAUACUUUUUAUAAAAUAAUAUUUUAGUAAUGAUUGGCUGUUCAUUUGUGCUUUCAGCUGCCAGUAAUAAAAGCACCCCUCAUAAAAAGUUAUAUUCAUUUACACAAGUGGGGUGUUAAAUAAGAACCUAUUUUGUGGCCUGUGUAAAGUCUAGAAUAACUAAAGCGCAACACGAGUGGGUGGUUUUGUGUAUCAGCAGUGAUCGGAUUGAGAUUUGCUUAAAGAUGUGUGAACAUUUUUGCAGAUCAGUGUGUGGAGGGUUUUAUGUAAGUGCACAAUUUGUCAAACUGUCAACUGUGGCAAACUUGUUUUUUUUGUUUUUUUUGCCACGUCCUGAUUUCACUCAGAUAAUGCUGUUGAAGUGGAACAUACACCUGUGGGCUCGGUAUGUGGGUGUCCCAUAGUUGUAUGAUACCGUGUGCGUGGUACUGCGCUUUUACACUGGGAACUUGAUUUGUAGAGAUCUGUUUGUAAUUGUUUUAUAUAUAACAAAAGCAUAUUUGUAUAAAUGAACUAACAGUGAGAUGAUUUUAAAUUAUGCCAAAUAAAAUGUUGGUUAAAACCA